CGGGAAGCACAAUCACCUGUUGGCUCCGUCCGUCUGUCACACCACCUUACUUUUGACACGAAUAUUUUAACGUAAUUGAGCCAGCCGAUGCGUUUCAAGCUCUUGUUGGUUUAACAAAAACGACCGGAGAGCUCUGUCAGACAUGCUUUGAACAGGCUUGGCGUGUUUAUGAUUCUUGGAGUACCGACCGAGCAGCUGUCGCUGGACCAGCGGGCUUCAUGAUGUGGUGCGAUGACCUCCAUGACACCGCCGCCGCUGCCAGUCUUCUGCUAUGAGCUUGAAAGCCAGGGUAUCCUGGCGGUCUGGGGCUUUAACAUGCUAAAUCUGACCAGGAAGCUUUGCUGUGUCUCAUUUCCUGCCAGCUCUCUACUGGAGUCUAUCUGACAAAGACAUCAAAUACCCCAAAAUAAGUAUAGUGAAAAAAACGGAUCUGAAGGCAUGCGAGUUCAAACAGCAAAACUACUCUUCACGCUUUCUCCAUCGUACCACCUUAAUGAUUCAAAUGAAUCUUCACUGGCAGUUCGAGUUCCUCUUCCACCAUCAUGUACGCGAUAGCCAAGACACAAGCGGAAGAAUUUUCACUUGGUGUUGCCCAAAUCUUCUCCACAGGGCCCCAACAAAGGCAGCAGGGAAGCACCAACAUCCCAAUGUGCAUGUUUACUAAACAGGAGGCCGAUGGAGAUUUAAUUGCUGGUUGUGUAAGACGAGGCCUGAGCAGACGGGAAAAGAAGUAGGUUUUUACCUGAUGGCUAUUCCAGGCUCCCUGCAGGUUGAUGGUCCAGGAGAUUUACGAGGGAGGAGGGGGGAUCAUAUCCCUCCUCCGCCUGAGAGUCAAACAGACGAGCGUCUCAACAGGACAGUCAGACCUCCAGGUUGCACAGGGAGAAGACAGGAGCUUGUUGUCUGCUUCCCAUUGGUCCUCUCUGGGCCUGCAGAAAUGAUCGUCCAAAGGUUGAUUCAUCAUUAAUAACAGAACAUUGUCUUGCUGACUUUAUUGAAACUUCUUUUGACAUAAACUGCCUGCUUUAUCUCAGAAAUUGACCGUGGGCAUUUUUAGUUAUUUUCUUGACAUUUUAUAAAAAGUGAAAAUAAUCAGUUAUUAUUUAGAUGUAGCCCUAAAUUUUUUGAACGUGCAGCUCAUUAGAACCAGAAUCCUGAUUUUGGUUUAUUUAUGUAUUUUGGUGUAUAUGAUGUGUCUGGACACUGCAUGAGGGAACUGGAGCUCAUCAGCUUUGUAGCUUUUAUCCCUUUAGCGUAAAACUAACGCCCACAGUAUGGCCUGCUUCUCAACUCUUCCUCUUCUGCGUUGUUUUUACAAUUCGAAUUGAGCCAUCACUUCCUCCCUUUCUCACGUCUGCAGAGCUCAGUUUCAGGUCCAGCUCCUCAGCUCCUGCCAAUGAAACUCUAUAUCUGAGCAUCACGGCUGCAGUUAAAGCCUGAGAAUGGAAACGAGCACUUUGGAAAAGACGUGAUAUCUGACUUAUCCCAAAUCCCACUCUUUGGCUGACGCGGCCUCCCUGAAAAAUGCAACAUGUGGGCCAUCUGUUUUCGUGGUUUGGAGUGGUGACUAAUGAAAUAUCAGUGGCUGGCCAGCGGUGAACCUCCGUGAUCAGAGCAUCAGUGUGCUUCUCCCCCCUUUAGAAAAUGCAGGAGGCUAAUUUUGGUGCAGACAGCUUAAUGGCUUAAGUCAGGCCGUAUAAUUUGUUUCAAUUUCCACUGAAUAACAGAGCACCCGGAGAGGUUCGAUUGAUUAUCUGUCUGAGCGAAAUUCAAAACGUUCUUGUUUUUUGUCUUAAGUGAGAUUAAAUGUCUGUGGACUGUUGUUUGGAUCAAACAGGCAUGAUGAAAACACUGUGAUGGCUAUUGGUCACCUUUCUGCGACAUUUUGGUUUUGCAUUAUUUGUAAUGGUUUUCUCCAUUACAAAUAAUGGAGUACAAAUACUCCAUUACACUAACAGUCCUGAAUUCAAAAUGUUGCCGAAGUGAAAGUACAGAAAUAACAUCAGUAAAAUGUACUUAAGCCAUCAGAGCUGACUCAUUAUGGAGAAUGACUCCUUUCACUUUGUAUUAUUAGUGAAAGAAGUAUUAUGUCCAUAUUAUGCUGAAUAUUAUAGUUUUUUUUAUCACUAACAAACACAGAGUAUCUUAAUGUUGUACUUUGUUGAUGUGGAGCAAAUUUUAGAUACUUUGAAUAGUAAUGAGUAGAUCAGUGGGCCAACUGCAGCAUAUCUUCUAAGCAUUUACUGUGUUUUUUAUGUAAAAAGUAAUGUACUACUGCUAAUGUACUACUUUAAAUGAAUACAAUGCAAUAUAAAGUUCGUUAUUGUCCUCAGACAUUUAAAGUACCUAAAAAUGUACACUAAAAAGUGUACACUUAGUGACGUAUCACCACUGGCUCCUUUCCCUUUAUUUUCUGUGUUUAACCGAUUAAUUGAAAAUUUUCCGAUUGGUCGAUGAAGUAAAUGUUAGCUGCAGACCCACACUAAUAAAACAUUUUGGCCUUUCAGAAUAAGAGCCUCGUAGUGCUGAGGUGCUCCUGGUGUGUGCAGAGGUGUGGAGCUCCGGGUCAUCAGAAGGUGUACAGCUGAUGAUGCCCCUCCUAACGCGCCGUGAUGCCGCAGCCCGCAGCGUCUCGGAUCAGCCACCAGCCUCUCCAGUCCUCCACCCACAGACCUGCAGCAGCUCCCGUGCGGGUUUCCUCCUGCUUCGCUUGUUCUGGAUCGGAUAACGGAAACGACGGCUGCGCUGCUGUCGCUCCGGGCGGACUGCGGGGCUUCGGGGCAAAACGGUGCCAGCGCUCGCGCUCGGUGCUCGCGCUGUUUGGUUGCAGAGCCGCGCGCCGGCCGCUGCGGGACGAUGAGACUUGAAGCAGUUUUGAAACUUCUCCCGUGCGUUGUGUUUUUACACGCAGCGCGCGCUCAGACAGUUAUCCCUCCAGAAUGUGCUCCGGGUGGCCACUCCAUCCUCCAGAACCCCUACCGCAGCACCACCUUCAGCUCCAGCUGGCUGCAGCAGUCGGCCCUGCAGGACUUCAUCUGCGACCACUCCCUCGCUCCCGGCUGGUACCAGUUUCAGAUUUUUGACAAGCCGGCCAGCAUGCCCACCCAGUGCGUGGAGGUGAACCACUGUGGGACCCAGGCUCCUGUGUGGCUGUCCCUGGGCGAGCUGGACUCCCUGCCGGGGCCUCUGGAGGUCAGGCAGCUGACGGCCUGUGCUGCCUGGCAGUUCUUCCCGAGCAGCCAGGCAGACUGCUGCAUGUUCCGCAUCCCGGUCACCGUCCGCAACUGUGAAGACUUCUACGUUUACCUGCUGCAGCCUACGCAGGGAUGCAUGGGAUACUGUGCACAGGAGAUGUCGGACACUUUGCCCACGUCGUCGCCGACCUGCGGCCCUGACGAGGUGAACGUCGAUGGAACAUGUAAAACCAAGCAGCCUCCCACUCCAUCUGUACCAGUGAUUGUCCCAGAGGUGACAGGAAACGUCAUCCACCUGAAGUGCAGCUUUGGGAGCAGCUCCAACAGCUCUCUGGGUUACGUGGUGGCUUGGUCUCGUCUCUCACCUGAGGGCGCAAAGGAGGAGCUCAAAGAGGAGACCACCAUCCAGACCUCCGCCUUCAUCGAGCUGGACGGCUUCAACCUCCGUCUGGGAGACAAGAUUUACUGCUCAAGCUCCAGUUUCUUCUUGGACUCGCCUGACGUCCGCAGCUCUUCGGUGCAAAGUCAGGAGUUCUUUGCAGGGAUUAGGCUAAGACCGGAGGCGAGCUUUGUGUCUGAGGAUGGGAGGCUGUAUGAGUUGGUGGUGGAGAGCACAGUUCCUGUCCCGUGUCUGGACGAGUCCACCUCCUCCACAGGACAGUGCGCUCUGUCCCUGCUGCUCAGCACCAGCAGCAAAGAUGAGGGCUUUUUGGGUGCAGAUCUGUCUCUGUCCUCCUGUGUGGUGGACCUGUCCCGGGUCCCCUGUAGGGACGGGGUCUGCAGCCGAGCUCUGAUCCAUUUCAGCCCCGUCACUGACUUUGUCAAAGAUGGCAACAGGACAACUCAGAUCUUCGUUAAAUCCGUCGACACGCAGAAUUUUCUCUGGAGUGGAUACUCGCCAGAACCCGUUGAGGUCACGGUGAAGGACGUCCCCGCGGCCUACUGCUACUCCUUUACUGAUCCUCAUAUCAUCACAUUUGAUGGCAGGCGCUAUGAGAACUACCAAAUAGGCACCUUUGUUCUCUAUAAGAGCAGUUACUGGCCGUUUGAGGUCCACGUUCGUCAGUGGGAGUGCGGCAGCGUGAUGCACGCCGCCUCCUGCGUGUGCGGCUUCGCGGUGAGGGAUGGCGGUGAUGUCAUCGCGUUUGACAUGUGCAAUGGAGAAAUGGGCGACACCAAACCUCACCUGUCUGUGAAGAGCAGAGAUCUGAGCAGGAGCAGCACUCGCAUCACCGAGUCCUACCAGGGACGCAAAGUCACGAUCAGCUUCUCGUCGGGAGCGUUUGUCCGUGCAGACGUGUCUGACUGGGGAAUGAGUCUGACUCUGAGAGCACCCGGUUCAGACUGGAGCCGCACUCAGGGCCUGUGCGGGACCUACGAUGGACUGUCAGACAACGACUUCCACUCAGCAGGGGGCGCCACUCUGGACAAUCUGCAUGCUUUUAUCUCUGAUUGGAGACUCCCUCCUGGCAGCAGCCUGUUUGACUCUGUGCCGUCACAUCUGAGCACACUGAGCCCCCGCAAGUACUGCAGCUGUCAGGCAGAGCCUCGCCUCACAUCUCCCAGAGCCCGAGCUCAUCCAGUCACCUCCUCCCACUCCACCUGCUCUCAUCGCGGCAACGUGCAUCUCCCCAGCGUCAUCCCCGGUCUGGACGUCACAGCUGAGUACAUCGGCUCAGUGGAAAUACUCAGAGGUGAAGGAAAUGAAAGACAGCCUCUGCCUCCGGGCCGCUUCAGCCAAAACACCCAGGAUCGAGAUACUGAUGCUCAGCCACGUGAAAGAAGCUUCCCUUCAGGAGCCUCCAGGCAUGGAGCUCCAAUCUCAGCUCGCCACCAGCGACGCAGAGGCCGGCGGCAGACACACCAUUACAUUUCGAACUCUCCACACCAAAGCCUCAGUCAGUCUGAUUUGGAGGGCUUCACCUACUUUUUCCCAGAGGACCACGAAGCAGCAGUUCAGCCAGACUCUUCCCUAACGUGGCCCACACCUUCUGGACUGACCGAGCGGCGGGCCAGGACUCUGUGCCAGCAGGCCGUGGAAAACUCGAGCAUAGCGUUAGGCUGCCGGCGUCUGUUAGCAGAAUCGGUAAUCAGCCAUGUAGUGGCUAUGUGUGUUACCGACCUACAGCUGAAGGAUGAGCUGUCAUGGCUGAAUGCGACAUUACCGCUGCUGGAAAACGAGUGUGAGAGGAGGCUGGUGGAGGAGAGGAGGAGAGAGGAGGAGUACCAGGAUGUCGUGGCUGUCCUCAAGUGUCCCAGUAUGUGCAACUGGAAUGGCCAGUGCUCAGAGUGGGGUUGUGUCUGCCUCCCAGGAUUCGGGUCAUAUGACUGCAGCGUGCUGUCUGACCAGAUCCCGGAGAUCACAGAGUUGGAGAAGGAGGGUCUGUGUGACGUCCGGCAGGGAGACUGCUCCACCGUCCAGGUCUACGGUCAAGGAUUCAAGGACUCCUAUGAGCUCAAGUGUGAGUUUGUUAAAGAAAAGUUUGUUGAUGGGGAGUGGGUUCUGGACAAGCCCCAGUUUGUCCCGGCCCUCUUUCUGGAUGUGACGGCCCUGGAGUGCCAGCUCCCCCUGGAGGACGGUCAGGCUCCUGCAGACGUUGAUCCGGAAACAGCGAUAAACAGGCCGCUGGCUCGCUGGCAGAUCAAAGUUUCCAAUGAUGGCUACAGCUACAGCAAUGCCAAGAUACUGACUCUGUACGAUGGAGCCUGCCAGAUCUGCAGCCUGGACACCGAAGGCCUCUGUACUCUGAGGGAGAAAACGUGCAGCAUCGAUGGCUUGUGUUACAGCGAGGGGGAGUCCAAUCCCAGCAGCCCCUGCCUCACGUGUCGCCCGGACUCGUCCAAGCAAGCAUGGUCGACAGCAGAGAAAAACGAGCCUCCGGCGCUCCACUCGAUGCCGUUUCAUCUCCGGUCCUUCCAGGGAGAGAAUUUCAUCUACCAGCUACAAGCUCGGGACCCUGAGGGCUCGGCGGUGCGCUUCACCCUGGAGUCAGGGCCUGAAGGUGCAUCUGUGUCUGCGGCCGGCCUGCUGAUGUGGAAGGCCACAGCUGAAACUGCAGACACGCACGCCUUCCAGUUUACUGUGAAGGACGAGUGUAACGCUGAGACCAGAGCCUCCGCACAGGUGUCCGUGGGCUCCUGUGAGUGUCUGAAUGGAGCUUCCUGUGUAAGCGACGUCAGCCUCCCCGUCGGCAGCGGGCAGUACCUGUGUGUGUGUCCAGAGGGAUUUACAGGUGAAAGGUGCGAGGUGAACAUCGACGACUGUAAACCGAACCCCUGCAGGCUGGGCCGCUGCAUCGACGGCGCCAACUCGUUUUCCUGUAUCUGCCCACCGGGAAUGACAGGCCGUACGUGUCGAGAAGACGUCGAUGAGUGCGCCUCUCAGCCUUGUUUCCCUGGAGUCGGCUGCAGCAACACGCUGGGCUCCUUCGUCUGUGGAGUCUGUCCGCCAGGAUUCAGUGGGGACGGCAAAAGCUGCGCAGAAGAAGCGGUGACCACACCAGCGAGAGAAGCGCAGGUUCCACCGAGGCCCAAACCCUCGGGCCCGUCGCCGUGCUCUGGACGGCCGUGUCACCCGGGGGUUCAGUGUUUCGAGAGCAUCCACAUCUCUGCGGGCUUCGUCUGUGGGCCCUGUCCUGCCGGUUUCCGUGGAAACGGACGAACGUGCACGACAACAGGUCUGGGGACAGUCGGCAGCGCAGCAGAAGGUCAUAUUCACAUCAUCAAAUCAAAUUCCAGCAGGGACACGACUCCCGCCUCCUCCUCAUCGUCUCCCACCUCACCCAGACGACCCCCUGACAGCAGGACCAGACCAGAAGCCACCGUCUCCAGUAUGAGGAGAGCUUCGCCACACAACCAAACCAGAGCAUUCAGCCCCCCUGUCCACAGAGCUCAGCCCGGCGGGGCCGAGCUGAACCCCGACCUCAUCGCUUGGGUCACGUGGGGGUCCCCAUCUCACCACGUGACCUGUGCCGACUCUCCCUGCUUCCCGGGUGUUCCCUGUGAACCCACCAUCACCGGGUCCUUCAGGUGUGGACGCUGCCCAUACGGUUACACCGGAGAUGGAGUCACAUGCAAAGCUGUGUGCAGGUAUGGCUGUGGGAGGAACAUGGAGUGCAGCCUGCCCAACACCUGCACCUGCAAGGAGGGCUACACCGGAUACAGCUGUCACAUCGCCGUGUGUCGACCCGACUGCAAGAACCAGGGGAAGUGUGUGAAAGCGAACGUGUGUGAAUGUCCUGCGGGCUACAGUGGGCCCACCUGUGAGGAGGCGAGCUGCAAGCCGCCUUGUCAACAUGGAGGCACCUGCCUGGCCAGGAACCUGUGCACCUGCCCCUACGGCUACGUGGGACCCAGAUGUGAAAUCAUGGUGUGUAACAGGCACUGUGAGCAUGGAGGCGAAUGUGUUUCUCCUGACGUCUGCAAAUGCAAGCUUGGCUGGUACGGACCGACAUGCAGCUCAGCUCUGUGUGACCCCGUCUGUCUGAAUGGAGGGACCUGCAUCAAGCCCAACAUCUGUGCUUGUCCCAGUGGCUUUUAUGGCUCUCAGUGUCAAAUCGCUGUGUGCAGUCCUCCUUGUAAGAAUGGAGGUCAGUGUAUGAGGAACAACGUGUGCUCCUGCCCUGAAGGCUACACAGGAAAAAGAUGUCAAAGGAGUGUAUGUGAGCCGAUCUGCAUGAACCAAGGCAAGUGUGUGGGACCCAACACCUGCUCCUGUGCGUCGGGAUGGAGAGGGAAGAGGUGCAACAUACCUGUCUGUCUGCAAAAGUGUAAAAAUGGCGGCGAGUGUUUGGGGCCAAACACCUGCCACUGUCCCACUGGCUGGGAAGGUCUGCAGUGCCAAACACCGGUCUGUAAGCUGCGGUGCUUGAACGGGGGGAGGUGCGUCCUUCCUGACUACUGCCACUGUCGGAAAGGCUUUAAGGGCCUCACCUGUGCAGUUAAGGCAUCACAAGCAUGAUGGAAAAGACGUGAGAAAGUACAUGAAAGAAGAAGCUACAAAAUGCACAAAGCAAGAAGAGAGCAACAUAAACUCUGUGUGUGUGUGCGCGCGUGUGUGUGCGCGCGUGUGUUGGUGGAUUUUGGUGCUCUUAUGUGAGGCUCCGUGCACGUUUGAAGGCUCGCACAGGGACUUGAUGUAUUGCACUUGUCUGUUUGCGUCCCUGUGCAUCACUACCUCAAGGCUCAAAGCGACACUCACGUCUGUGAGGUGCAUCAGCAAGUUUUCAGUUUUAACAAUUUAGCCAAAUUAUAGCCGGGUUUGACCAAACUGACGCGCGCUGUUUGUUUCUAAUUCAUGAGAAAAAUAAAGUAUGCAUAAUUUAGCUGGUACACGUAGGUAACUUGUUUGAGCGUUUGUUUAUUUUUCUUUAUUGCUUUCAUUAAUAUUGAUCGGGCCUGUUUAAGUUAUGAGCUGUUGUCCAUUUACACUGAUACUAAAGAUAUGCAGUAAAGUAAUGACGUCCUUCCUGUUUAUGUACGGUUUGUUUCCUGAAAAAAAAAAUCUGUCACUGCCAAAUUACACAAAUAAACAACAUGUACCAUUUC
This is a messenger RNA of Scatophagus argus, 8741 nucleotides long. It is a transcript of the gene vwde, whose product is annotated as von Willebrand factor D and EGF domains-like. Lineage: Eukaryota; Metazoa; Chordata; Actinopteri; Scatophagidae. Gene Ontology annotation, molecular function: calcium ion binding; signaling receptor binding. Gene Ontology annotation, cellular component: cell surface; extracellular region. The transcript has 35 exons. Gene Ontology annotation, biological process: anatomical structure development. The coding region runs from base 2857 to 8154 and encodes 1765 amino acids. The record is from RefSeq and is a predicted model, not a curated record.